Cuscuta campestris is the source of this 1755-nucleotide messenger RNA. NCBI's taxonomy places the organism in Eukaryota, Viridiplantae, Streptophyta, Magnoliopsida, Solanales, Convolvulaceae. The record is from the annotation of a GenBank genome assembly.
CUGUCCAUGUAACCCUACCGGUCCGUUGGGUCGCGGGUGAACCGGGUCCACGGAAGGCGGGUGUUACACAAAUCUCCAGUCUGGAGUCGAAGGUCUUGGCCUUGGAAGGCAAAGAGGGAGUCUGAAAGCCGAAAUGGUUGAAAGGGAAUCUCGGAUCUCUGAGUUGGAGAAUUCACUCCAUGGUGCCAAGCAAGAGGGUGCCCGCUUUAGUGAGCUCAUGUUGAAACACAUGGGGUUGAGACGGAUUGCCCUCGAGAAGCUGGAGGAGAAGAGAAAGACCGCCAAUGAGUUCCGGUCAAAGGUGGGAGAACUGGAGAAGACUAUGGCUUCCCAUCAAGAAGAGGUGGCCACCCUGACUGCCCGUGCCGAGGCCCUCUACGAAGAAGGGAAAUUUGACAUGCAAUUUUGCAUCUACGAGGCGAUCCGGAGUGGUCUCCCGGCUCAUCGGUCCUUGUUGGGCGAAUUGAGUGUGGAGGCUCGACCAGGAAGGGCAGCCGGCCCUAGUCUUGGUUCGACCCAUAUGGCACCGUGUAUGGAAACAAUGGCAGAUGAAAAGAUAAAGAUUGAAAAGAUUGAUGGAAGUGAUUUUGGGUUUUGGAAGAUGCAAAUCAAGGAUGUUCUUUAUCAGAAAGACUUAUACCAAACGUUAUCGGGAGAAAAGCCAAAAAAGAUGAGUGAUGCAGAUUGGGCGAUUUUGGACAGGAAAGCUUUAGGAGUGGUUAGGUUGUCAUUGGCGAAGAGUGUUGCUUACAACAUAGUCAAUGAAACGACUACGCAUGGGUUAAUGAAAGCUUUGUCGAAUAUGUACGAGAAACCCUCAGCAUUGAACAAGGUGUUUUUGAUCAGACAGUUGGUUAACACCAGAAUGAGGGAGGGUGCUUCAGUUACCAUUCACAUCAACCAGUUUAAUUCGGUCAUAACUCGGUUAGGAUCAAUUGGAAUUAAGUUUGAUGAUGAACUUCAGGCAUUGCUGCUUUUAUCUUCUUUGCCUGACAGUUGGUCUGGAACAGUGACUGUAGUUGGUAGUGCAUCUGGUACUACUAAGUUUACUUUUGAAGGAAUUCGGGACUUGAUUCUAGGUGAUCGAAGACAUCAGACGCAGAAGUUCAGGGGAUUCUUCGAGUGCACUGUUGACGUAGAGAGUAGUAUAGAUUCCUGGGUGAUGGAUUCUGGUACAUCUGUUCAUGCCACACACAGCAUGAAGAUGAUGAAGAAUUUGAAGAUUGGGGACUUUGGUAAGGUACGACUUGGUAACGAUGAAAUUCUGGAUGUUACGGGCAUGGGGGAUAUUGACUUGAAAACUUCAGUUGGAGCCACUUGGACUUUGAAAAACGUCAGAGUCAUUCCAAGCUUGAAGAGGAUGCUUAUCUCAGUUGGGCAGUUGGAUGAUUCGGGUCUUGAUGUUAAAUUUGGUGGUGGACAGUGGAAGGUGGUAGGGCUGGGUUCUCAGUUUGUCUUAGAAGCCAGGAGAGUGAUAGAUGUGUCACACUCGGAGCUAGCAGAGAAAGAGAACGAGUCACGGGUUGUGACUGAUGAGUGGGAGCUUCAACGGGCCUUCAGAUAACUGAAGAGAAGGCCGCUACCACUAGUGGAAAAUGAGGAUUACAAGAGUUACAGAUGAUGAAGACUAAGGGGCGUUGUUCGAGCCUCCAAGUGGGAGAUUGUUGGGCGAAUUGAGUGUGGAGGCUCGACCAGGAAGGGCAGCCGGCCCUAGUCUUUGUUCGACCCAUAUGGCAGUAAAUUAGGUUUUUAAUU